AUGACCGAAACCAGACGCAAGCCACCGCAACCCGAGCUUUUCCGACAAGGAGCAGCAGCCGCUCGAGGCUCUUAUCGAGCAGCUGUCCCGCUUUUUCGGGCCCUGGGCAAGAAGAGAAGCUGGUUGACCAUUUUGCCGAGAGCCCGAACAACCUGUUUUCCACGUCCGGUUACCGAACAGCAGCCCGGGACUUGUCGACCGUCUCCAGGGGAUGUCUGUCAAGCGAACCAAGUCCCCUCUCAGCCGAACAGCCACCAAUCGAGAAGUCUCGAGAAGUUUCCAGUGUAUAAGAGACACGUAGUCGGGUAUACCAUGGAGUCUUGA
Molecule: messenger RNA, 324 nt
Organism: Striga asiatica
Lineage: Eukaryota; Viridiplantae; Streptophyta; Magnoliopsida; Lamiales; Orobanchaceae
Source: the annotation of a GenBank genome assembly